AUGGCCCCCCUGCCGACUCUGCUGUUGGUACUGCUGUUCGCCACGGCUGGCCACGCCUCCUCGCUUCCUCGUGCAGGCUGCUCGGUGGACGUGAACAGAUCCAAGAUGCCCUCCCCACAGCCGCUGCUGCUGAAGCCCGGUGGCAGCAAAGACGUGCACGGCUUCGUCACGCCGGACUCCUUGGGGGUGAUCUCGCUCAGCCAGAACCAGCAGAUCAUCGUCGCGUGUCCCGGCAACAUCGUCCAGGCCACGAAACAGCCGCAAGCGACAGCCUCCUGUGUCUCCGGCUCCACUUUUUCCAUCAAUGGGAAGUCGUACAACUUCGCUGAUCUCGCAUGCAAGUCCAAGCCGAAGCCGUCGGAGCGGAUUCCGGCCCAAUCGUGCGGGAGCAGAGGACAGUACCAGGUGGUCCAGCUGGGCUUCCAGGUCGGCUCCGACUUCUACACGCUCAUCGACGCCUGCUUCGACAAUUGCUCCUACAGCACGGUGUACGACCACUUCACGAUGGUCGCCGAAAUAGGGGGCAAACAGAACGAUUCCAGCAGGCCCAAAUUGUUACAUGGAGUAUUAUUACAAUAG
This is a messenger RNA of Schistocerca americana (American grasshopper), 579 nucleotides long. RefSeq lists its product as uncharacterized. The transcript has 2 exons. Bases 1 to 579 code for a protein of 192 amino acids. The record is from RefSeq and is a predicted model, not a curated record. Lineage: Eukaryota; Metazoa; Arthropoda; Insecta; Orthoptera; Acrididae.